GUUUCCUCCAAGGAGAAGUUUUACUUUUAUGUAUAGCACCUGUUGUGUCGCCAGUUGGCCGUCUGCGCUCUCCAAAAAUUCGGAGCCGCCGUCACAGACACCUCGCAAGACGUACAUUUUCUUUCUGAACGUUUCUGGACGUUAAGCGCUUCAACUGUAAUUUUAUCCAGAAUUGAUAGCAAGUUACAUUGUUUGGGAAUUAAAUGUGAUUGGUUCUGAACAACGUUAUGCAUUGCGUACACUUUACGCGAAUGGACUACGUAUGUUUGCAGGGAAAGUGGAACACUUUGCAAACGGUCACGUGUUUGUCUCGCAUUUGAACAGAGCAUCGUAAAUUGUGAGAUAACAGUCAUACACAUUUUCAAAUGUUCUCUUGAAUGUUUAUGUGCGAGAGUUUUUCCAGAGUAAUUUAGCGAACAGGUGCGCGCUCACAAAGUUACACUAAUAAAUGCGCGCUGCUGCGUCCACUUUGAGCAGAUGCUUUUCAAGGAACUUUCCACAAAGAACUUUCCGCAGUAAAAAACAAAGAAGAUCUCCGGCCGAUCAGGAUUAUGUGGACUUUACUUUGCGUGUACGUCUUACAGAUGUGGUCAAAGUUGGAUACCCGACUCACAAACAAUAUUCCUGCAUGGUGAUUGAAACAAAACAUUCUAAGUGCCCAUAAGCGCCAACAGCCACCAUUUAUCCAAAUGAUUCCGUUGCUUCUCUUGAUUCUCAUAUCGUCUCUACAUCAGCAUGGGUCGGUGGCGGAAUCGAGUCACAUCAGUAAGAUUCACCACGCAAGUACGAAAGAACAAAAUGGAGUGCAACAAGAGUCUCCUCAACAUGAGAAGGUCCUCGGUGUCAAUGGGGAUGGCAUUAUUCACAGUCCUGACUUCCCCAACACAUACCCCAGGAAUACUGUUAUAGUGUGGAGACUGGUGGCAUUCACUGAAGGUUCCAGGAUCCAGCUGUCUUUUGAUCAACGGUUUGGCCUGGAGGACGCUGAGGAUGGCAUUUGCAAGUAUGAUUAUGUGGAGUUGGAGGAGCCUGUUGGAGGAAUGGUGCUGGGUCGGUGGUGUGGCUCACAGGUGGUACCAGGGCCUCAGAUAUCCAAGGGUAACCAGAUCCUGAUUCGCUUUGUGUCUGAUGAAUACUUUCCCUCCAACCCAGGAUUCUGCAUCCGUUACUCAUUGCUCCAACAGAGGCAGUCAGAGCAUGAGACACCUGCAGUGAUGCCUGCAUGGAUGCAGAGUGUGGAUGCUCUGAGGGAGUCUGUUGCUGGUUUGAGCACAAUGGAGGAAGUGAUGAAAUACCUGGAGCCAGACCACUGGCAGGUGGACAUGGAGGACCUUUACAAGCCUACUUGGCAGGUGGUGGGCAAGUCUUUUUUCCACCAAAAGAAAUCCAGAGGAGUGGUGGAUCUGAACCUGCUCCGUGAGGAGGUACGGCUUUACAGUUGCACUCCACGGAACUUUUCCGUGUCGUUGCGUGAGGAGCUGAAAAGAACAGAUGCCAUCUUCUGGCCUAGCUGCCUGCUGGUGAAGCGCUGUGGGGGAAACUGCACCUGCUGCUCUCAUCGCUGCUAUGAUUGCCAGUGCACGCCCACCAAGGUGGCCAAGAAAUACCAUGAGGUUCUGAUGCUGAAACACAGAGCAGGGAGUCGGGGGCUGCAAAAGGCUUUGAUAGACGUCCCCCUGGAGCACCAUGAGGAGUGUAGCUGUGUGUGUAAAAAUGACUCCGACUAAAGCAGUCCCAGGGAAAGAGCUCCACUGGCCUCCAACAGACUUUGCUGCACCCAGGGAAAUAUUUCUUGCUUUGUGUUGAUUGAGCUCUCAUGUUGCAGGCUAAUGAAACAAAGGCGAUGGAUAUCUUUUUAUCUUGACUCAUCUAAGCCUGAAGUUCCAUUCUUUUUGGCCUUGUAAAUCCAUAAAGAAUUAGCCCAUGAAGAAGUUUCUAUUGGGUCCAUGAUUAGAUCGCAUGGAAUAUUUGGAGGAAAAUUGGAUGCAGUCUUCUGUGUAUGUAUGCACAUGGAAGUUGUGUACAAUGUCCAUAUGUACAUGUAUGAUUCAUUAGUGUGUGAAAGUACAGAGCUGUGCAGGUUCAGGUAAUGAUAAUGCAUAAGAGAUUAAAAGUAGAUCUGUAUUUCAAGAUAACUAGAGGGCUGAAGUGAAGUGAGAGCAUUUGGUUUGGAUGAGUACAUGAAUAUAGCAAAAAGAGAGAAAGUAUGACAGGCCCAUCUGAUAAAGGAACCAAACUGAUCUUUGAAUUAUUGUCACUCCAAAUGGACUCCUGUUUUUUUUUUUUUUUAAAUAGUAGCUGUUACUUGGGAAGCAAUCGGAUCUGGCUGAAGAAAUUUUCUUUUUCAUAAUUUUUCUCUUCUGAAAAUAUCAAAGGACCUUUCAAGAUUUUGUCAUCAUAAAUGGAAGAUUGUGCAUUUACUUUCAGAGAUCAAAGGACAAUUUUGAGGCUGUACAGACACUACCUUAACAAACAUCCCACAGCAAUUAAUUACACUGUGAUCUUAAAGCAGCACUCCUUGAAAUCAGACAUUUCCAUUAAUAAUUCUUAGAAAAUCUUCCAGGAUAUAUAAGGAUGUCCUUAACAAUGAGCUUAACAAAACUGAACUGGAAAAUGUCCAUAACUUUUGCUCAUUUACUAUGUAUUUGCUGUUUAUAAUUAUCUAAGGACUCUUUUGAAAAUGUCUCCCAUUCAAGUGUAAAUAUAUUUUACAUUUUGCUUUGCUGACUUUUCCUAUGUCAUUUAAAUGUUUUAUAUCAAAAUUUGGGACAAGACUCAUUUUCAAUAGUAUAUUUUUUUCUGAAUUAGUUACUCAUUUUGUAGUGACAUUUAUAUUGUUACUGUGUUUUGGUGGGUUUUUUAAAUAGUUGUAUGAUUAACAAUGAGAUUGUUAUGUUGACUUAAUGCAAAAUAUUCUGAAACCAAUGUUAGGCGUUCAUGUAAAUGGACUUUAGAAGUUUAAGGGACAUAGAACUGCCAAUACCCUAUUCCUCUGGUCAUUAAACUAUUAACAAAAUUGCUGUGGUUUUUCCAAGUGACACAUAAAACAUUGGUAUGCUCAAGUGUUCUGCUGUUGUCAAAGGAUCAAAAAGCCCUGCCAGAGGGAAACCUAGCCAUGAAUCAUUAACUACAAUCAGCAUUUGAGGGAGUUUAAUUAGAUAACAAGUAAAGAUGUAUCACUGCUUAAGACAGCAACUGGCAGUCACAUUCACAAACUACUGCCUCUCUCACAUGUUUGCUUAUGGUAGACCUUCUACAGUGCUAACCUUUCAUAACCUUGAUUCAUGAGAAUUUCAAGAUGUGUUUUUGUUAUCUGUUUUGGUAAGUAAAAUCAUGUGACU
Molecule: messenger RNA, 3341 nt
Organism: Xyrauchen texanus (razorback sucker)
Lineage: Eukaryota; Metazoa; Chordata; Actinopteri; Cypriniformes; Catostomidae
Gene: pdgfc
Product: platelet derived growth factor c
Exons: 6
Coding region: 690-1727 (345 amino acids)
Biological process (GO): positive regulation of MAP kinase activity; positive regulation of protein autophosphorylation; positive regulation of phosphatidylinositol 3-kinase/protein kinase B signal transduction
Cellular component (GO): membrane
Molecular function (GO): platelet-derived growth factor receptor binding; growth factor activity
Source: RefSeq, a predicted model, not a curated record